UGUUAGUAACCAGAUGGGUUAUAAUUUAUUAUGGAGAUCUGUAGAAUAUGAUGUGCAGCCAAUCUGUAAGGAACGUGGUAUUAGUAUCUUGGCUUACUCCCCCUUACAACAAGGUUUACUGAGUGGACGAUUUAAUUCUAUAGAUGAUAUACCUGUUGGCAGACGACGAGGCAAACUAUUCGCUGAUGUUGGUGAUUCUCCAGCUCGUCAUGGUCUACCAGGAUGUGAAAAAGAAGUUUUUGAGGCUGUCAAUAGAAUAAAGGCUAUCUGUGCUCGUGAAAAUAUUAACAUGGCACAAGCUUCAAUAGCCUGGCUGUUACAACAAGAUGCAGUACCCGUUGUAAUUGUUGGUGCCAAGAAUCCAGAACAGGUGGUUGCCAAUAGUAAAAUUAUAAAACUUUCUGAUUCUGUUGUGAAGGAGUUAUCUGAUGCUACAGAGGAAGUGAAAGCAAAACUAGGGAGAGCUUUAGAUCAAUGGGUACAUCCUGAUAGAUGUGAAUAAACUAUCUGAAUAUAUACAGAACAACCUGGGUUGGAUUUUAAACUCGCCGAUCAUCAUUUCCUUUUUUUUUUGACAAUAUCUCAUCUUUCACAACUUAUUCCAGACUAAUAAUUAUUCAGAUUGAUUAUUUGAUAUUUAAUUAAGAAAACAAAAACGAAAAUUCAAAAACGGAAAGUAACAUCAUGCUUUUACCUUAAAUUAGGCUUUAUUUUCAGGCAACUGGCCUUCAGUUUAUUUGUAAAACUUUUAAAUCAAAGUAAAUGAGAAAGUAUUUAAAAUAAUUCUAAUAGAAGGUUGAUUUAUCUAGUCGUAAAUUUAUCAUCUACAAGCAAAUUUCCCAUAGUUAGUAAUCCCUGGCCAACAGACUUGACAAAGAUGUUUCAAUCAACCUCUCUUUAUUACCUGGAUUAAACUAUUAUUUAAUUUAUAUGGGUUAUUUUCAGAGGAAUUGAACCUUUUUAUCCCAAAUGUAUCAUAUUCACUGAGAUCCAAACUUGCCUGCUGUGUAGCAAGAAUUUUUCCAUCCAUUUACUGUAUAUAUCGAUCCGAAUUCCACUAAAAGUGCUCAUAGUAAGGAUUUAUUUCAUCAUUGACUUGGAGUUUAUCUACGAAAAAGAGUGUUAAUAUUGCAUUUAUGUUCACGCAAUCGAGAACUAGAUUUUAUAAUGUGUUUCUUUCCAAUGAAUAGCCGUGUUCUAUGAAAAUUAACCCUAAAGUGUUUGUAUUUUACUAGUAAAGCAGCUGUCCAUAUUGCUUAAGGUUUCUGGGGCCAAACUGAACUAAGCACAUCCUUUUAAGACUGAUGCUCAUUUCAAAGUGCUUUCACAAGUUAAUUUUUUUGUGUAUUUUAAUUUGUUUAUCUCUGAUUAACCAGAUAUUUUUAUCAACGAAUAUGAAAUGUUUGUCUUAUCUCUGUUUAUAAAUCAAUUUUAAAGUUCUGACACAUAAAAACUAUAAAUUUGAUUAUAUUUAUUGUGGUUUAACCUUAAGUUCUCACCUAAUAGCAUUUAAAUUAAUUGUCCGACAUUUAAAUUACCCAGUUGGUCAAUUUGCCCAACUGCCAGUCAUGACUGAUAAACAUAGCUGAAUUAAGAGCUCUUUUAUAAACCUUUAAAAUUUAACAUUAGAGGCUGAGGUUUAAUAAAUUGAAGAAAUAUUGUCUAAUCUAUAUGAUGUAUAUGCUUUGUUAAAGGGUAUGAUUUACAUGUGUAAUAUCAAGUAUUUUUAUUCCUUUAUAAAUUAAGAAUAUGUUUUACCCGGUACAGGUACCUGUGUGCUCCUUUAAAUAAAUUGAAACUAAUCAUGUUAUGUUACAUCAA
This is a messenger RNA of Patella vulgata (common limpet), 1821 nucleotides long. RefSeq lists its product as uncharacterized. The record is from RefSeq and is a predicted model, not a curated record. The transcript has 5 exons. Lineage: Eukaryota; Metazoa; Mollusca; Gastropoda; Patellidae. Bases 14 to 502 code for a protein of 162 amino acids.